AUGGAAGAAAAUAUGGGUUUUAAUUGUUCAGCUGAGAAAUCAGUACUCCAGUAUAUUGAAACAUCAGCAAGGAUCCCCACUGACAUCAUUAUUGAGAUUCUGAGUUGGUUGCCAGUAAAAAACCUAUUGAGGCUCAAGUGUGUGUGCAAGCAAUGGUAUGCUACAAUUCAACAUCACCACUUCAUCAAAAAGCAUGUAAGCAGGGCCAUUGUUGGUAGAUAUCAAUAUAAUACCAUAGCUAAAACUCCACCUCCCGCCAACUCACCUCCCUCUGUCACACUCCAAUUUAUGUGUGGUUGUGAUGGCUUGCUACUCAAGAUGAACAAUGCCUCUGGUAAAUAUUUUAUUGAGAAUCCAACCACCCGCCAAAUACUUGAAUUGCCUGAUCCACAUAAGGGUAGCAUUGACAUCUCCUUGUCUUUCAUUCCAUCUACGGGUGAUUAUAAAUUGGUGUCUAUCUAUGAUAUUGAUGGGAAAAAAGCUGGCAAUGAAGGUUGUGAAGUUCUUACGCUGGCUCUACCGUUCACUGCUUUCGGUUAUAUAAUUGGAUCAAAUAUAUAUCAAGAUUUGGUAUCUCUAGAUGUGGAGAACGAGUGCUUUACGGCUACUGCUUUGUCACAAGACUUGGUCCCGGAUUGGAAAAAGUCUCAUGCUUUAAGUUGGAAUGGAAGACUGUCAUUUGUUAAUAGAGUGGAAGAGGCUCUGCAUGUAUUGGUGUUGGAAGAUGAGAAAAGGCAAAAAUGGGGUGAAAAGUUUGUUAUCUCCUUGGCAUUCAUAAAGGAAAAUCAAGAUAUGAUGGUUGAUCUUGUUCCUCUGUUUGCUCAGAAUGGUGAUUUGUGGUUUAGGUGGAAAGAGGAAAAAUACUUCGCUUAUAAUUUGGAGCGUGGGACCGUCAGACACACAGUGGUUGCUCCUGAAGGACGUAGAAUGGGAAAUAAAUUCUAUUGCCUCCCACCCAGCUUGGUAACUUUGAAAGGAAUGCGACCGCAGCAAAAAGCACAACCAAGUACGAGUAAUUAG
Messenger RNA from Cornus florida, 1020 nucleotides. Its product is annotated as putative F-box protein At5g50220. The record is from RefSeq and is a predicted model, not a curated record. The transcript is spliced from 2 exons. Bases 1 to 1020 code for a protein of 339 amino acids. NCBI's taxonomy places the organism in Eukaryota, Viridiplantae, Streptophyta, Magnoliopsida, Cornales, Cornaceae. Gene Ontology annotation, molecular function: protein binding.